Falco peregrinus (peregrine falcon) is the source of this 1685-nucleotide messenger RNA. It is a transcript of the gene TMEM242, whose product is annotated as transmembrane protein 242. The record is from RefSeq and is a predicted model, not a curated record. NCBI's taxonomy places the organism in Eukaryota, Metazoa, Chordata, Aves, Falconiformes, Falconidae. The transcript is spliced from 5 exons. Bases 46 to 489 code for a protein of 147 amino acids.
UAGCGGCCCGCAGCCGCCGCCUCUUCCUGCUCCCGGCCCGGCGCCAUGGGGGCGGCUGUCGGCGCGGACGGCCGGGAGGGGGCAGCGGCGGCGGCUCCGCUGGAUGCCGGGUGCGGGCUGCCCCGGGGGGCUGGCAGCCCUGCGGCGUCCCAGGACAAGCUCUUCUUAAUCAAAGGUGGAAUUUUUCUAGGUACCGUUGCUACAGCAGGAAUGAUGGCAGGUUUUGGCACCACACUUGCCAUGACAAAAAAGAAGAACCCAGACUGGUUCAGUAAGGGGAUUACUGCCACAGCUGCACUACCAGAGAGUGGUUCAUCACUGGCCUUACGAGCCCUAGGAUGGGGCUCCCUCUAUGCGUGGUGCGGAGUUGGAUUGCUAAGUUUUGCCAUCUGGAAGGCUCUGGGUGUGCACAGUGUUCAGAAGCAACAGCUAAGAGAGUGGCCUGCAGUACUGAAGGCAGCAGAACGAGAUGAAAGAAUUCCGAACUAAAAUGCAGUCAAUGUUUCCUGCAAUUCCUAAAAAUAGUGAGUCCACUGUUGAAUGGGAAGACUUACUUAAAUCAAAGUGAAAGACUCAGAGCCAUUUGGAGAUGUCUCGUUCAGCAAGAACAGGAGCAGAAGUAGCAGAAGUGUCCCAUCUGAAAAAUAAAGAAAACUCAGACUGAGCAAGUUACUGACUGAGUUCACUGAACCCGGGGACACCAGUUAACAUGUAGCAGCAAGGGAAUUAAAAACAAAACAAAAACAAUUUAUAUUGUGGUUUUCAGUGUGCUUGGUAUAGUUGAUUUGUGAGGAAAUAAACCCUCCAAGAUAAGUUGGUUCCAACUUGAAAAAAGACUUUCUCUUAUGAACACUUAAAGUAGAAACUGAUCUUCAGUAGGAAAUACAAGGACAAAACCCCAAUAAACUCUUAUCCCAUCCUGUGUCUUAAGAGGAAUUUUAGGAAAUUUCUGUAGGAGACAGAUAACAGUACUUUGAGUGACAUUUACAUGUUCAAUUAAGAAUAUGACCAUCAAGUCAAUUGUAACAGAUCUGUUACUGAGCCUGAAGGUAAAGCAUACCACUCUUCUAAAAAUAAAGGAGCUACUUAAAUUUGCAACAGAGAAAGUAUCUAAGCCAAAUUAUUUUUGUAUGUCUGAAGGGAAAGUUUAAAACAUCCAAUAUGCAAGACAUACUGAGCUGCUCUAUAGAGCAUCAGAAGAGAGCUCUACAAAGUGCAGUUUUCUCAGUAUUAGCUUUUUUAUUGGAUUACACAAUACUGAACCAGACAGUUUGCAUAAAACUCUUUAGUAUAUUUGUAUAGCAAUUUAAGUUGUCAGUGAAGAUAGUAUAAAACAGUGAGAUACCCGUCUGUCCUACAAGUAUUUUCAGCUAAGAAAGUGUAUGGGCAGGGCUUGUUUUUUUCUGUUUCAGUGGUUCCUGUGGAUCUUCCAUCAGGAGAAGCAACAUGACAUUUUCCACACUGCAGCAAUCUCAUGAAGUGUGGGUGUAAACUGGGAAGAAUAAUGUCUUAUUCAAACAUUGUGUUUGCAGAACUGUAGAUCUGUAAAAAUGCAGAAAGAAUAAUAAAAAAAGCUAUCAGUGAACAAUCCUUUGUUGAAUUUGCAGUUAUCUGGAUUUUUUUUAUUAAUUGCACACAGUCCAGUUAGUAGGUUGUCAGGUUUAAUAAAGUUCUCUUAAAACCUG